ACUAGCGCUUGCGCUGUGAGCUUAAAAGACAGCGUCCUCGAUGCAUUUAAUUAAAACCUUAAAAUAUACAUUAUACGUAUUGUUUCUACGUGAGUUUGGCUCCAUUUCAGUACAGCCAGGUGCUUUUAUCCCUGUCGGGCUUUUUGUGUGGAUGGAUGGAAAGCUAUACAGGGGGCGGAGGAGGUGAGGACAAACCGAGCAGAGAACUGGCUCAUUGGUUGGCUGGUGUCUGUAGCCCAUAGCCCCAUAUUUUAUCAGGAACUGUCUGGAGCUCUUGUCGUUGGGGUGGAAAACGCAGCGGCACAGCAGCCCCGCGAGCUACCGGGAGAACGGUAGCAUGAUAGUCGUGGAGGGGAGUCGGCAGGAAAAGGGUCCGUAUCCGCACUUUACUGCGCGUACAUCGAGUUCAUUGAGUCGGUGAGCGCCAGCGAGCGUCCGACAUGGGGAAGGAGGUAAAUGGUGUCUCCCGGAGCCGGUUUGAGAUGUUCACAAACAGUGACGAGGCGGUAAUCAAUAAAAAGCUGCCCAAGGAGCUGUUGCUACGAAUCUUCUCCUUUCUGGAUGUGGUGACACUCUGUCGCUGUGCCCAGGUCUCACGGUCGUGGAAUGUUUUGGCUUUGGAUGGCAGCAACUGGCAACGGAUUGACCUCUUUGACUUUCAGAGGGACAUUGAGGGCCGGGUGGUGGAGAACAUCUCCAAGAGAUGUGGCGGGUUUCUUCGGAAGCUGAGCCUGCGAGGAUGUCUGGGUGUGGGUGACAGUGCCCUGAGGACAUUUUCACAGAACUGCAGGAAUAUUGAGUUGCUCAGUCUGAAUGGCUGCACCAAGAUCACUGACAGCACAUGUAAUAGUCUGAGUAAGUUCUGUCCAAAGCUGAAGCACCUGGAUCUUUCCUCCUGUACCUCAAUCACCAACCUGUCACUCAAGGCUCUCAGUGAGGGCUGUCCCCUGCUUGAGCAGCUCAACAUCUCUUGGUGUGAUCAGAUCACCAAGGAUGGCAUCCAGGCCCUUGUGCGCUCCUGUCCUGGACUCAAGGGCCUUUUUCUAAAAGGUUGCACACAGCUAGAAGAUGAGGCUUUGAAACAUAUUGGGGCCCAUUGUCCAGAGCUUGUCACACUCAACUUGCAGACAUGUUCACAGAUCACAGACGAGGGCCUGAUCACAAUUUGCAGAGGUUGUCACCGCCUGCAGUCUCUGUGUGUGUCCGGUUGUGCCAACAUCACAGAUGCCAUCCUUCACGCCCUGGGACAGAACUGCCCCCGCCUCAGAAUAUUAGAAGUAGCCCGCUGCUCUCAGCUAACAGAUGUGGGUUUCACUACAUUAGCAAGGAAUUGUCAUGAACUUGAGAAAAUGGAUUUGGAAGAAUGUGUGCAGAUCACAGAUGGGACGCUCAUCCAGCUGUCGAUCCACUGCCCUCGUUUGCAAGUCCUAAGUCUAUCACACUGUGAGCUGAUCACCGACGAUGGUAUCAGACAUCUCGGCAGCGGCCCCUGUGCUCACGAUCGGCUGGAGGUGAUCGAGCUGGACAACUGCCCCCUGAUCACAGAUGCGUCACUGGAGCACCUGAAGACCUGCCACAGUCUAGAUCGCAUUGAGCUCUAUGACUGCCAGCAGAUCACCCGCGCUGGCAUCAAGAGACUAAGGACCCAUCUUCCGAACAUCAAAGUGCAUGCAUACUUUGCUCCCGUCACUCCGCCUCCCUCCGUCGGGGGCAGCCGUCAGAGGUUUUGCCGCUGCUGUGUCCUGCUAUGAUGUAAAGACAACAACCCCUGUCCUCGUUCCCCCUACAAGCUCCCCACAGCCCGUCACUUGACCCUUGAACCUACUGUCCUCCCAACUGCCGACCCCAAGUCAUAGACUACAUGCUGGUGUGUCCCCCUUUUGGAGCUGCAGAGAGAGGGAGAGAGCCAAACAACGCCACAGGGUCUUGGGUAAUUUUUCCCAAAACAUUCCUGACUCUCCCAAACACACGCACGCACGCACACACACAAGACAACAGCCUUUUACACAAGCCGAUAUACAAACACCUUUACACACAGAUUAACUCUUAGACGAAUGUUGGAACAUUCCUGGGUUCAGUGGACAAACCAGUAUUACCAUGAUUAUGUAAAAAUCUAAUAUGCUCACCAUCAGCAUCAAGUCAACUUAAACAGAAUUGUUAGAUGACAAGCUCUUUAAAUGGAAAAAAAGAUUGUCCAGUGUUGACAAGCAGCCAGACUCUUCACUUCUUUAGCACUUUGAGAGAAAUCACAAAA
Solea senegalensis (Senegalese sole) is the source of this 2254-nucleotide messenger RNA. It is a transcript of the gene fbxl20, whose product is annotated as F-box and leucine-rich repeat protein 20. Bases 441 to 1751 code for a protein of 436 amino acids. Lineage: Eukaryota; Metazoa; Chordata; Actinopteri; Pleuronectiformes; Soleidae. Gene Ontology annotation, biological process: SCF-dependent proteasomal ubiquitin-dependent protein catabolic process. The transcript has 15 exons. Gene Ontology annotation, cellular component: SCF ubiquitin ligase complex. The record is from RefSeq and is a predicted model, not a curated record. Gene Ontology annotation, molecular function: protein binding.